Penicillium verhagenii is the source of this 795-nucleotide messenger RNA. Its product is annotated as PQ-loop repeat-containing protein. The coding region runs from base 1 to 795 and encodes 264 amino acids. Lineage: Eukaryota; Fungi; Ascomycota; Eurotiomycetes; Eurotiales; Aspergillaceae. Gene Ontology annotation, cellular component: trans-Golgi network; endosome. Gene Ontology annotation, biological process: phospholipid translocation; retrograde transport, endosome to Golgi. The transcript has 4 exons. The record is from RefSeq and is a predicted model, not a curated record.
AUGUAUCUCAUUCAACUCGCAAUUGAAUAUGCCGCCCCCUUCUUUCUUAUCUCGUCGCCCCUCACCUCUUACCUCGAUCAGAUCCUCAGCAUUCAUCGCUCCCGGAGCUCGGCGGGUUUCUCAUUGGACAUUCCUUUGAUUAUGCUGGUCGCAUCAAUCUUAAAGGUCUUCUAUUGGUUUGGAGAGUACUAUUCCAAGGCCCUCUUAUCGCAAGCGGUGGUUAUGGUCAUUGUGCAAUCAGCACUGCUCAAGGUCGCGCUGGACAACCGACCUGCCAGCGGAGGAAAGAAUGGCAUCGAACACACACCCUUUAGCGGUGGUAAUAACGACGGUGGCUUCACGCGCCCGUACGACUUCUGGCAGUGGAGAAGCACCAAGCCGUACUGGAUGUUCCUUUCCUACUUCGUCGCUAUCCUGUUUGUGAUCCACCUCACUCCAAUCUCCGACUCCUCCUCCUACAUCAGCCUGCUGGGUUGCAUCGGUCUUGCCGUUGAGGCCACCCUCCCCAUUCCACAAAUCCUAGCCAACCACCGCUCUGGCUCGUGCAAAGGCUUCCGUGUCUCCGUCCUGGCCGCCUGGUUGAUUGGUGACUCAAUGAAGAUGAGCUUCUUCUUCUGCAGUCAGGAGGCCAUCCCCUGGUCUUUCAAGAUCUGCGGUAUGUUCCAGUGCGUCUGCGACUGCUACCUGGGCUUCCAGUACUGGAUGUUCACUCGGAACUCUGUCCGGGCUGCAGGCAGCUCUCAGGAACAAGAAGGGCGAUGGGCCGCCGGUGAGAAAGACAUUCGCAUGAACUAA